Molecule: messenger RNA, 422 nt
Organism: Tarenaya hassleriana
Lineage: Eukaryota; Viridiplantae; Streptophyta; Magnoliopsida; Brassicales; Cleomaceae
Exons: 1
Coding region: 21-317 (98 amino acids)
Source: RefSeq, a predicted model, not a curated record
UCCAACUUUUCUUCCCCAAAAUGGCUCCAUCACCAAAACUCACAUCUCUUCUCUGCGUCAUCUUCUUCAUCAUCAUCGUCAACGUAAGUAUAUUCUCUCCACAAACCAAAGCAAGAAACAUCCAAGGCUUCACCCAACUCAACGGCCAAAACCCAAAUGGCUCCAUGAAAGCAACAGAAGAAGACGACCAAGAUCCUGUCUUUGUCCGACAAACUGGGAACGGAUAUGGCCUUUAUCCCCAUUACAGUUUCAGCAACGACGGCUCGGAUGUUGAAGGGAACCCACAUGAAGAUAACGGCCAAGUGUUCGAACCUUAAUUAAAACAUAUCCAGAUUCGUUUGUUCAGAUCUCAACGUGUAUGCAUUGAUCGUUCGGCCUGUUGUGUUGAUGUAAUAUUAGUCGAGUUUCAUAUUCUUUCUCUC